Mesocestoides corti is the source of this 1401-nucleotide messenger RNA. NCBI's taxonomy places the organism in Eukaryota, Metazoa, Platyhelminthes, Cestoda, Cyclophyllidea, Mesocestoididae. The record is from the annotation of a GenBank genome assembly.
AUGCUCCUUACCUUGAUUGUGCUUUUAGCUUUGAGCAGUGCCUUGUUGGGCGCUCAGACAACCGUCCCACCCUCAUCAGCCUCUGAACACCAUCCAAAUUUCAAGGUCAUCUACGAGUCACCCAACUCGGUGUGCUACGCCGACAACAAAGCCUACCUCUGCACUCCACCAUUCACCAAUAUUGCCGAAGGCAUUCCUGUCGUGGCCACAUCGACCUGUGGCCAAGGUGGACGCGCCGAACGCGUGUGCAAGAGUUGGACCAGUCAGAACGGUCAGAAGCGUCAGACGUACUGCGAGACGUGUGAUUCACGGAAGGCCGCCACGAGCCGAGGUGCGGAACGCCUCACCGACAGACACAUCACUUCAAACCAGACCUGUUGGGUGUCCGGUAAAGUGGCGCCUGGCUCCACGGUAAAUCUGACGCUUUCCCUCGGAAAACGCUUCGAAAUUUUCUACAUCUCCCUGCAACCCUGUGGUCCCCUUCCAGACUCCAUUGCCCUUUACAAGUCCUCGGAUUUCGGGCGUACGUGGAAACCGUGGCAAUACUUCUCAACCGACUGCUAUCGCGCGUUCGGUUUACCCACCAGCAGCGAACACAACGCCCAAAUAUCCUCAGCCAACAUCCAGGAGGUGCUUUGUGUUGCGAUAAAGCCUCCUGUCAAGUACAACGCCCAAGGUCAGGUGUCAAAUGUGAUUGCAUUCAGCACAACCAUCGGCAGACCCACCUCACAGUCUUGGAGCCCUGCUCUCAUAGACUGGAUGACAAUGACCGACCUCCAGAUAAGUCUGAGUCGUUUUCCAGCUCGUCGAAAGUCGAGAACAGUGGAGAGGAGUGGUGGGGACAACACAGUCGUGCUUCAUCGCCGCGACAGGAGCAGCGGUCAAAGAAGAGUUCCCCAGAAGGCACCUGUGUUCCGGCUUGGAGGAGGCAGGCUCUUCCAUCAGGGUGCAGAGUUGGAGGAGAUGCAAGCGGACGGGACUACACUGAACGCCACCGCCUCCACCGCCACGAACGCACGCAACGAGGUGAACACCCACGAGAUUCACCACGAUGAAGACGAUGCCGUCUACUUUGCCUUUUCGGACAUCGCUGUUGGUGGAAGGUGCAAGUGCAACGGUCAUGCCAAUCGCUGCGUGCGAGACAGGAUUGUGGAGAAGAAUGCCGCAGGUGAGGAAAUUGUUACCUGGGGUCCACUGCGCUGCGACUGCCAACACAAUACCGUCGGCGCCGACUGCGAACGAUGUGCGCCAGGCUACCUGGAUCGUCCUUGGGCCAGAGCUACCAACGAAGACGCCAACGAAUGCAAAGCUUCAAAGGGUGCCAAAUUUGUUGAAACGCACUGCACGCCAUCUCGCGCGAAAGCGUCUGCCCACAGCGACUGGAUUCCCGAGGGAAUUUGA